UCCAGCGAGCAGGAGAGGGCACCGCAACCUUCUACGGGACGGGGCAGGAAGCGGGAGCGCCCGUCCGGGCCACGGGUCGGGGUGAGGGAGUAUAAGAACCAGGGUCGGAGACCCGGCGCGCUCUGGUGCUGAAGUUGCGGGUGUCUACACAGGGUGCCUCCUGAGGGCUGGGUAGCCUCGGAUCGCGGCGCCGCAUACGCGAUGAUGGAUGAACCGUGGUGGGAAGGGCGCGUCGCCUCGGACGUCCACUGCACCCUGCGCGAGAAGAUUAUUUCCUCAAUGCCUAGAAUAAGCCUAACAUAUAGAAGGAACUGAAGCUGCCUGCCUUCCGAGCCCACUCUCCGCUCCUGAAGAGCCGCCGUUUUUUUGUUGACAUCUUGACCCUGCUGAGCAGCCACUGCCAGCUCUGCCCCGCGGCCCGGCAUCUGGCCAUCUACCUGCUGGACCACUUCAUGGACCGCUACAACAUCACCGCGUCCAAGCAGCUGUACACCGUAGCCGUCUCCUGCCUCCUGCUCGCGAGUAAGUUUGAGGAUAGGGAAGACCACGUCCCUAAGUUGGAGCAGAUAAAUAGCACCAGGAUCCUCAGCAGCCAGAACUUCACCCUCACCAAGAAGGAGCUGCUGAACACAGAGCUGCUGCUGCUAGAGGCCUUCAGCUGGAACCUCUGCCUGCCCACGCCCGCCCACUUCUUGGACUACUACCUCCUGGCCUCCGUCAGCCAGAAGGACCACCACUGCCAUGCCUGGCCCACUGCCUGCCCCCGAAAGACCAAAGAGUGCCUCAAGGAGUAUGCCCACUAUUUCCUGGAAGUCACCUUGCAAGACCACAUAUUCUACAAAUUCCAGCCUUCUGUGGUCGCUGCGGCCUGUGUUGGGGCCUCUAGAAUUUGUUUGCAGCUUUCUCCCUAUUGGACCAGAGACCUGCAGAGGAUCUCAAACUACUCUCUGGAACAUCUCAGCACAUGUAUUGAAAUCCUGCUGGUAGCAUAUGACAAUGUCCUCAAGGAUGCUGUUGCGGUCAAGAGCCAGGCCUUAGCGAUGGUACCCGGCACGCCCCCGACCCCCACCCAAGUGCUGUUCCAGCCGCCUGCCUACCCUGCGCUCAGCCCGCCCACCACCCUGGCCCAGUUCCAGGCCCCCGUGCAGGACCUGUGCUUGGCCUAUCGGGACUCACUGCAGGCCCACCAUCCAGGGAGCCUGCUCUCCGGCGGCACUGGCUCAUCUCUGCAUACCCCCUACCCGACCCUGCAGCCCUUGGAUGUGUGUCCCAUGCCCGUCCCUGCGUCCCUCAGCAUGCAGGUGGCCAUUGCAGCUGAGCCCAGGCACUGCCUGGCCACCACCUAUGGAAGCAGCUACUUCAGUGGGAGCCACUUGUUCCCCACAGGCUGUUUUGACAGAUAGGCCACCUCUGGGCCACCAGAGCAGAGGCAGAAGACACUGAAGAGAAGGCCCGGCCCAGUGAGGCAGCUAGGAGGCUGUCUUAAAGAGCCUCAUUGCCCUCGAACGUGGAGGCUUUGUGCACUCUUAGAUAAAACUGGCCCAGAGCCAAACAGUCAAUGGCAGACCUCCCUGAGAGCACUCCUCUCCAUCAGCGUUUUCCACGGUGGCUGGACUGUGAGGGAUGCCUCGGUGACAUCCUCUCAGGCAGGGCUCAGUGAAUUAAGGGCGACUUUUAAGAGGCCAGAAGAUGGGGACCUGGACGCAGGCCACGAGUCCAAAGCACGUCCAGUUGUUAGCGUUACAGACAUACUCUUUGCCCGGGGCAGCUACCGCUGAGAAGGGGCAGCCUGGUAUGUCCCAGGACCCCUGGAAGACACAGGUGCGCUUCUCUCCCUGGCUCCAUCCAGAGGGAGAGGAACCCGUGUGUGUUGAUGUCUGAGCUUCUGCCUCACAAGGCAGCGGGUGGCUGUCUUGCCUUGUCAAACCUAAAACGUUUUUCGGCCUUUUAGAUAUUUCACGUGCUGCUGUUUCCUAAAGCAAUAGAGCUUUCUGUUCAGUAAGAUGUCUUGUUUACAUACUGUAUCAGGGACUUUGUGAUACUUGAAAAUUCCUUAGGAGAAAAAAAAAAAAAAGCAAUUGCCACACUGCCUGACCACGGGAGGGCUGUAAGUGUCAACCCAUCUGGUGACAGAGAUCCCUUUUCAAAAGCAUAUGGUGGGAAGAACCACUUUCCAGGCCUUCAGUUCCAGAAGAUUCCACGUCUUGGAAGCCGUGUUCACCUGCAGAAUUUCAACGACCACCCAGGGCAGAAGUGUUUGUCGCAAGAAAGACAAAGGAUUGAAAUGAGCGCCUUCACCUCCCUCACCGUGUGCUUCCAGUGUGAGGUUAAUCCAGCCUCAGCUCUGAGCAUGGCAAGGAGUGGAGAAGAUGGCGUGGAGUCUCUGCUCACCACGGCCAAAUGUUGGGGGUGGGGAUGGACGUGGGGACGUGACCCCACCACUGACAGGCCAGCGAUUGGUUGGCUCGAAAGCCAGUGUCUGGGCAUCUGCAGCGAGAGCUCUCAGGAAGACUCGGAACCAAGUGCAAUAUGUUCUUACUCGCCGCGCAGCUCGUGCGUGGCCUGAUCUGGUUGAUCCGGGGUUGGGGACCCCGUUCACACAUCCGAACUGGGAGGUGCCCAGGACCACAGAAGCGAUUUUUGUUUGUUUGUUUUUAAACACCCCUCUUGGUUGUCUUGGCUCAUUUGCCAGUUCAGGAGGCGGCGAGGGACCGCCAGGAAGACAGCCAUGAGGUGCCGUGCUGGACCUGAAGGUGUAAAUAAAGGCGGCUGCCUCCGUGGGGAGACAGUAAGAACAGGGACUGGACGCGACGAGGCGCAGCCACUUUGUCACGGUAGCAUAGGAAACUACACGUGCGUUGGGUUUUUCUUUUUCCUUUGCCAACCUCCUCCUAUUUAUAUGCGACUGGUUUGGAGUCCAGGUUUUUGUAUGUGCCUGUUCUAGAGCUGAGGGGGUUGCGAGGUAGUUCCUCCACACCCUGGGGCCUCGCAGCCAACCUGGCUACUGGAAAAAGGCCUCUCACAAUAAAUGCAUCA
Messenger RNA from Tupaia belangeri chinensis (Chinese tree shrew), 3036 nucleotides. RefSeq names its product cyclin J like (gene CCNJL). NCBI's taxonomy places the organism in Eukaryota, Metazoa, Chordata, Mammalia, Scandentia, Tupaiidae. The coding region runs from base 453 to 1403 and encodes 316 amino acids. The transcript has 6 exons. The record is from RefSeq and is a predicted model, not a curated record.